CUAUGUCAUCGGUCUUGAAUUCUUUGUUUACGGUCUUAUUAUUAAAUAAUAAAAAUAAAAUUUCCUUCUUUUUUAAAAAAUACUUCCGUAAUUACUGGCUUUUCCUAAUGAUUUUGCUCAAGAAUCUUACAAGCACUAAUAAUUGAAUUGAUUUGGCGUAUAUAAUCUGUUAUCGAAGUUAUCUAACGACUAUCGGGAUUGUGUCAUGAAAGUAACAAUUAAAAGUUGGACAGGAGUAGCAACUUGGCGUUGGGAAGCGAACGACGAGAACUGUGGUAUAUGUCGUAUGCCGUUUGAUAGUUGUUGCCCAGACUGCAAGCUACCUGGUGACGAUUGUCCCUUGGUGUGGGGCGCCUGCUCACAUUGCUUCCACAUCCACUGCAUCGUGAAGUGGUUGCAUUCACAGCCUCAGCAACAGUGUCCUAUGUGUAGACAAGAUUGGAAGUUUAAUAACAAGUAAAUUGAUUACGCAAACAGUUUCGCGCAAUCAGCACGAUGUCACUACAAGGUCUGCCGCCCUUGCCGAAGAGUUUAAGCGGCUUCGCAGACGGGGAG
Molecule: messenger RNA, 555 nt
Organism: Achroia grisella
Lineage: Eukaryota; Metazoa; Arthropoda; Insecta; Lepidoptera; Pyralidae
Gene: lmgA
Product: anaphase-promoting complex subunit 11
Exons: 3
Coding region: 206-460 (84 amino acids)
Biological process (GO): positive regulation of mitotic metaphase/anaphase transition; anaphase-promoting complex-dependent catabolic process; protein ubiquitination
Cellular component (GO): nucleus; anaphase-promoting complex
Molecular function (GO): ubiquitin protein ligase activity; cullin family protein binding; zinc ion binding
Source: RefSeq, a predicted model, not a curated record